Salvelinus fontinalis (brook trout) is the source of this 2755-nucleotide messenger RNA. RefSeq lists its product as uncharacterized. The coding region runs from base 152 to 2134 and encodes 660 amino acids. NCBI's taxonomy places the organism in Eukaryota, Metazoa, Chordata, Actinopteri, Salmoniformes, Salmonidae. The transcript is spliced from 2 exons. Gene Ontology annotation, molecular function: GTP binding. The record is from RefSeq and is a predicted model, not a curated record.
CGCGCAAUCGACAGUCAUGAAGUCAUUUCCCCCCACUGUUUUUGGUUAAAGUCAUUGGACUGUUGCCGAACAGAAAGAAUAAUCUCCGCCAUAAACACUUCACCACACAACAAGCCCGAAUGUAGACUUGAAGCUUAAUCAGACAGAGAUCAUGUCUAAUUUCGUGGAAUCGGGAAGGAGAAGAGGGGAGGGAAAAGACCCAGGUGACUUUUCGGAGAGCAAGGAGGAGGAUGUGUCCUUAGCCACAGAGCUCCGUCUUGUCCUGAUCGGAAAGACAGGAUCAGGGAAGAGUGCCUCUGGGAACACCAUCCUGGGCCGCAGGCACUUCCUGUCAGAGCUCAGCGCCAGCUCAGUCACCCAAGUCUGUGAACAAGGCAGCGCAGACCUGACUGAGGAGGAGGAAGGACAAGGAGUCAGGAGGAAGAGGACGAGAGUGGUGGUGGUAGACAUGCCAGGUUUUGGAGACACACGCUUCGAUGCUGAGCAGACUCAUUCGGAAAUAGCCAAGUGUGUGGCACUGUGUGCCCCAGGCACCCAUGCAUUCCUCCUGGUGAUCCCACUGGGUCGCUACACUGAGGAUGAAGACCGAGCCGUGAGGGACAUGGUCCAUAUAUUUGGGGAGGGGGCGGUCCAUGACCACACACUAGUCCUGUUCACUCGUGGUGAUGAUCUAGAAGGGCGGGGGAUGGAGGGGUACCUCGGAGCCAGCGCACCGGUGGAGCUGAAGGCCCUGAUAGAGAGGUGUGGGGGCAGGUACCACGUCCUCAACAACAGAGACCCAAGUGACCUGCACCAGGUUGUAGGGCUGCUGGAGAAGGUGGAGAGGAUUGUGGAAGAGAACAAUGGAGGCUUCUACACCAACACCAUGUUCAGAGAGGCUGAGGCUGCCAUCAGGGAGGAGCAGGAGAGGAUGGUGAGAGAGAGAGGGGAGGGAGAAGGCAGUGAGAUGACAGACAGGGAGAACAAGAUAGCUAAAAGGCGGAAGUGUGAUCUAGAACGGAGUGGGAGGGGUGAGAGGAGGGGGGCAGCUGUGGGAGGUUCAGGAUUAAGGAAGAGAGACCUGGAGAGAGCAGGAGUAAAUGAGGAGGGAAGGAAGGUGGAGAGGUGGACAGAAGAGAGGAAAGGAAGUGCCGUUAGCCUCCCGAGGGACAGAGGGGACAGGUGGAGGGAGUUGUUCAGGACCAGGCGGCGGGGCAGCGACAGGGCCUUGAGCAGGAGGCAGUCUUUCCUCUCUGCCCUGGGGCAGUUCAGGAGGGAGGCUGCCCUUUCUGAGAAGGUCCUAGAGAAAGUGAAGAUCCUGGUGGCUGCUGGAGCCACUGGCAUGGUCGUGGGGGCAGUGUUCGGGGCGGCUGCCCCUCUAGCUGCAGCGGCGGGAGCUGCAGCCAUGGGGAACACUGUUGGCUUUGCUGCUGGGCAGCUGGCUGGGAUGUCGGUGGCAGGCGGCACAGGGAUGGGAAAAGCUGUGGGCGCCAUAGUGGCAGCAACCGCAGGGAAAACAGCCAUGGCUCUCGGGGCAGCGACCGGAGGAGUGCUGGGGGGAUCUGUGGGCGCCCUAGCUGGGGCAGAAGCUGCCAGUCCUGGGGCAGCUGCCUUGGAUGCUCUAGGGCAGGUGAGCCUGAUUGGGACUGCAGCAGUGGGAGUUGCAGCAGGGGUGGGGGGUGCCAUGGGGGCAGGAGCGGCCCUGGGGGCUGCUCUGGAAGGUGCAGCUGUCAGCACAACUGCCCUUACAGGGGUGGGCACUGCAGCAGGGGCAGUAGGUGUGGCUAAUGCUACUACUAUCGGCUCAGUAGCAGCUGGGCAGCAAGCAUUGGCCACUGGGGGCAGUGUUGCAGCUGGAGCUGUUCAGUGUGCAGCUGGAGCUGUGGCAGAUGGGGUGGCUGUGAGUGGGCCGCUGGUUCAGGCCGGUGGGGUGUGUGGAUCUGCAGGGCGGGUUGUUUCUGGUGCCUGGGGCUCCAUGGGAGCGACAGCGUGCAUUAUGACAGCGGUGGCAGAGAUAGGCAAGGCUGCAGCGGGAAUUGCCCUGGCAGGAGGGCUGGUGGUGAAGGUAGUGAAGGAGAGGGUCAGGAACAGCAACAGCUCAGCAGACGCCAACUACACAGAGAAGAAGUCCUAUGAGAUCUACUGGAACAAAUAAAGGACAGUUAGGUCUGCAACACCACCAGACCACAGAAGAAAAAGAUACUCUCAGGACCUUUCAAAAUGUGGAUUCAGGUUCAAUCAUUAAGCAACUUAUCACAAUUAUCAAUAAAAGCACAUGUUGCAAGUCUUUGUUCUUUUUACUGGCAGUGGAUGGUGUGAUUUCCUCUUCACUGUUAAUAAACUAAAGCUCUUCUGCAGUGAAGUAUCUUCUCACAAUAUUACUGAACUAUCGUUUUAGCUUUGUUCAAGCACUUAUCGUGGUUAUUUGAGCUUUUUGGUAUGCACUUACACCAUUUGUAUGAUUUCUUGUGAUCCUAUAGUUCAUUUUAAUUCAUUAUAGAAUAUGGUUUUCUACUGUAUUCAAUCAAAUCAGUAGUUUACUGUUUUAAUGAAAGACAGUUAUCUAUUUCUGCAUGCAGAUUUUCAUAAAUCCACAGAUUUAAUCUACGACCUUUUUAGUUGGGUCCAGUAUUACAAAACAUAUUUUUAGCUCUUCACAACUGAAAUUAAGUACUGUACUGUAUAACACAUUUCACAUUAUGUAUUCAGUUGCAGUGUUGUGGCUUUUUGAAGGGGAAAGAAUUGAAAUGCAUAAUAAAAUGAAAUCUGAUAAAAA